CGUCACAACAGGACGAACGAUAAACCAAAGGCACUUAUGUAUCUGUGUGAGGACUUAGCUAGUCACUACCUGCUCAACGAAGAACUUCACUUCCGCGAGGGGUACUAGAGCUAGAAACACGGCUUCCUCUUGAUCCAGCUCCAAAUUGCCAAAAGCAAUGGCGGCGACACAGCUAUCAAAGGAGCUCCUGCGAGCGCAGUUCGUGGGCAAAACACUCCAUUCCGUGCCUACGCCCGCCGCGGUACUAGACCUGGCCAAGGUGGAGGCGAACUGCAACCAGAUGCUCAGGACGGCUCGGAGACUGGAUCUCAACUGGCGAGCGCACAUCAAGACUCACAAGACGGCUGAGCUCACGAGGCUACAAGUGGGCGACGAUGAGAUGACGCCAGUCAACAUCGUCGUAUCGACUCUCGCCGAGGCCGAGAACGUAUUGCCCCUUUUGAAGGAAUACCAGCUAAAGGGACGACAAGUCAACAUGUUGUAUUCCUUCCCCAUCUACCCCUCAAGCGUAGAUCGUCUAGCAGCCAUAUCCUCACAGCUAGGCCCGCAAGGUCUCACCGUAAUGGUCGACCACGCGGACCAGAUCAAGCUCCUAACCCUCCUCGCCUCCAAGGCCGGCAACCCCCCUUUAGUCUUCCUAAAGAUCAACAUCGGCAGCAACCGCGCAGGCGUGCCGCCGGACUCCCCCGCCUGCGUGGCCCUGGUCCGCGAGCUCCUGCUCUCCGAGACCGUCGGGGCCUCCGUCUUCUGGGGUCUGUACAGCCACGCGGGCCACUCGUACGCGUCGCGCGAGGACUGGGCGGCCAUGGGGAUCCUGGGCGUCGAGUUCGGCACCCUGCACGACGUCGCGCGCGCCGUGCAGAAGGACCGCCCCGACCACCCCCUCGUGCUCUCCGUCGGCGCAACGCCCACCGUCAACUCGCUGCACCACCCGGACUUCGACAUCAACGGCGCCGCUGUUGCAAACGGGGGAACGAAUGGCGACAGCACGGCGGCGGUAUCGCAGAUCAAAGAUUUGCUGGCGCGCAUGCGCGCCGAUGGCCUGACUCUCGAGAUCCACGCGGGCGUGUACCCCACGCUCGACGUCCAACAGCUCGCCGCGCACUCAUGCGACGCGCGCUAUCUGAAUCCGUCCGCGAUCGGCAUCACGGUGCUCGCCGAGGUGUCGUCAGUGUAUCCGGGGCGCGGACCGGGGGGCGCGACGGAGGCGCUCGUGAACGCGGGGAGUCUCGCGCUGGGGCGGGAACCGUGCGAGGACAUGGGCAGCGUGAAAGGGCGGCACUACAACGGCUGGGGCAUCGUGAUGCCGUGGGCGGGCGUCGCCAACGUCGUCCCGGGACCCGGGUUUCCGGCCGUCCACGGCGGCUGGCAGGUCGCGCGCAUCAGCCAGGAGCACGGGGUGCUGGCGUGGCGGGGAGGAGGCGGCGGCGGCGGCGGCGGCGGAGCUGGUGGUGAUGGUGGUGAUGGGAGUACGGCGAAUGAUGAGGAGACACCGCUUGCGGUGGGCCAGCGUUUGCGCAUCUGGCCCAAUCACUCGUGUAUCACGGGCGCUGGAUACCCGUGGUAUCUCGUUGUGGACUCGCGCAAUGCGGGGCGGGAAGACGAGAUCAUUGAUGUCUGGCCCCGGUGGAAUGGAUGGUGAUGUGAAUGAUGAUGUUAGCUAGUCUUGCUUUCAUUGCGCAGCUAUCGAAUAUUGCUGACCUAGGAGAUAAGCCAGCAGCGUGUCAUUGUUCCUUAGAUUUGGAUAGCACAUAUAAUCAGAAUCAAGACCGCAAACAGCACUUUGACAUAGGAACUGAUGAAGAAGUUCCAAUAACGGGGCGUAGAGAUCCACCAGCGAUUGCAGCAAUCGGGUUCUUUAAUGCCAAUAACAAUUCAAUGC
This is a messenger RNA of Xylaria bambusicola, 1882 nucleotides long. Its product is annotated as putative serine dehydratase domain-containing protein. Gene Ontology annotation, molecular function: D-serine ammonia-lyase activity. The coding region runs from base 158 to 1642 and encodes 494 amino acids. Gene Ontology annotation, biological process: D-serine catabolic process. NCBI's taxonomy places the organism in Eukaryota, Fungi, Ascomycota, Sordariomycetes, Xylariales, Xylariaceae. The record is from RefSeq and is a predicted model, not a curated record. The transcript has 5 exons.